Molecule: messenger RNA, 2938 nt
Organism: Hydra vulgaris (swiftwater hydra)
Lineage: Eukaryota; Metazoa; Cnidaria; Hydrozoa; Anthoathecata; Hydridae
Product: E3 ubiquitin-protein ligase TRIM37
Biological process (GO): negative regulation of centriole replication; protein autoubiquitination
Cellular component (GO): aggresome; peroxisome
Molecular function (GO): ubiquitin protein ligase activity; tumor necrosis factor receptor binding; ubiquitin protein ligase binding
Source: RefSeq, a predicted model, not a curated record
AAUAAAAUUUUUAACUAAAAAGGUUAUUGACAUUACCAAAAUAUUUUUGACAUGAAUAAUGGAUUUGGAACAAUGGAGAACCUGGCAGAAAUGUUUCGAUGUUUUAUUUGUAUGGAGCGUGUUAAAGAUGCAAGAAUAUGUCCUCACUGUUCAAAGCUUUGUUGCUUUCUCUGUAUUCGACGAUGGCUAACAGAGCAGCGACCACAGUGCCCUCAUUGCAGAGCUUGUUUACAUUUGCAUGAACUUGUUCAAUGUCGUUGGGUGGAAGAUGUAACUGAGCAAAUAGACAACUUGCAAACAACACAAUUGAGCACAAGCAAAGAACAACAAGAAAAUAAAGAUAGAAACUGUGCAACACAUAAUGAAAAGCUCAGUGUGUUUUGUGAAACAUGUAUGGCGUGCAUAUGUCAUAUGUGUGCACUUUGGGGAGGAAAGCAUUCUCAACAUAGUUUUAAACCAUUGGAUGUUGUUUAUGAAAGCAGGGUUGUACAAAUUACUGAGCAGAUAACUGGUUUGCGUAGAAGACUUAUGGAGUUAAUAAGUUUGGUUCAAGAAGUGGAAAAAAAUGUUGAAAGUGUCAGAAAUGCAAAGGAAGAAAAAGUUCGAGAGAUUCGCAAUGCAGUAGAAUUAAUGAUUGCCAGGCUUGAUACUCAACUCAAAAAUAAGCUGUUAACUUUAAUGGGUCAAAAGAAUGCAUUAACCCAAGAAACAGAGUUGUUAGAAUCACUGCUUCAGGAAGUGGAACAUCAAUUGCGAAUUUCAACAAAAAAUUCUUUAAUCAACAAAAGCAAUGAACUGUUACAAAUGUUUCAACAGGUGCACAGAAAACCAAUGGCUUCAUUUGUUACUGCCUCCAUUCCAGCUGACUUUAAUAGUGAAAUCGUUCCACCAUAUGAUUCAAGCAUGUUUAGUAUACAAUGCUUCAGUAAAUUACGUCAAAAAGGGGAUCCUGUUUACAGUGAUCCUUUAAAUAUUAAUGGUCUCAGUUGGAGGCUCAAAGUUUAUCCUGAUGGUAAUGGUGUUGUGAGAGGAAAUUAUUUAUCUGUAUUUUUAGAGUUAACCUCAGGUCUUCCCGAAACAUCUAAAUAUGAAUACAGAGUUGAGAUGGUUCAUCAACUAUGUCAAGAUAAUUCUAAAAAUAUUGUCAGAGAAUUCGCUUCUGAUUUUGAAGUUGGGGAAUGCUGGGGUUACAAUCGUUUCUUUCGACUGGAUUUGUUAGCUAAUGAAGGUUAUUUAAAUAUAGAAAGUGACAAUAUCUUGUUAAGCUUUCAAGUUCGUGCUCCUACUUUUCAUCAAAAGUGCCGAGAUCAGCAAUGGCAUAUUUCAUACUUAGAGUCACAAUCAAAGCAAUACAUUGCACAAGUUAAUGAAUUAAAAGAUAGAUUAGCUAUUGAACUUUCAAGAAAUCAUUGUGCUGCAGUAACAGCUUCUGCUGUUAUGUCAGCACGUGUACAAGCUGCAGGCGAUUUGAGUUUUAUUUCAUUAUUGGAGCAAUCAAUUGAUCAAAGUUUAGAAAAUGAAUCACUUGUUCCGUGUCAUUUAAAAGAUGGUUCCAAGCAACAAAGGUUACUUAGUAAAAGAGAUAGCUCAAAUGGAAAAAGGAAUUCAUUUGAAAAACAGCAAAAACAUGAAAAUGAUGAUUUAUCUAAUAUUCAAGCAAGCUUUCAAAAAGAAAUUUCUUCAUCUGAUGGAAGUGAUGUUGAUGAAGAUAAUCCCUAUGAGGAUCUUGAAGAUCAAUCAGACACAAGUGAUGGAACUAUUGAAGAAAAUGACGAUUAUCUGCAUGAAGGAGAGCAUGAUGUUCAAGAUGAAGAGAGGUGUAAUAUGAAUGAUGUAGAUGAGCAGCAACAGCAUGAUCCUAUUCGUUACCUUAAUGAUUUAAGUUUAAAUGAACAAAGUCUGUUAUCAAUUCCUCCUUCAACAGCCAUGCUUGACCAUUCUAUUUCCACAAUGACAAAUCACAGUUUCAGUUGUGUAGAUCCCGAAGAGAGAGCUUUACUUGAGUUACUAGAAAUAGAAGAGAAAGACACUAGUUUAAUAAAUCCUGACUUUCGCUUAUAUCCGAACAGUUCAAUUAAUACUUCUAAAAUUUUAGGCAGCUUGUUUAGUUCAGUUGCUUAUCAAAACUAUUACCAGGAAUCUCGAUCUCCUGAUGAAGAGCAUAACAAUAUUGAUCUUGAUGUUAGAUCUGACAAUCAAAAUAGAUUUGAGUUUAAUAAAAGAUUUUUGAACAAAAGUGGAUUUAAUUUCACAUUAGCUAACAUAAAAAAAGCAGUCAGUAAUGCUCUUCAAUUAUCACCUAACUGCUCAUCGCAUGAGAGAUCUGAACAUAGUAGUUUUACAUAUGCAUCAGACAGUAACUUAAACAAGGUGUUCAAAGGUGAGGAUACCAAGCCUGUACUGCUAAAUCUAGAUGUGGACAAAUGUAUGCAAGAUAGUAAGCAAGAGUCUGCUAACACUGAAUCUUACGUUUCCUUAGAUCUUGGUGGUGUAAAACUUCGACGACCUACCAACACAAACUGUAAAAGGGAGCAAAAAGCUGUUGAAACUCGAUUAAAUAAAGCAAAAUCUACAGCAAGUUGCCUCGAAAAAGAGUUUCAAGGUUUGGAAAAAUGGACAUCGCAACUUUUAUCAGACUUGAAAACUUCUGCUGAAAAUCCUCCUAAUGAAAGAACUUUAAAUAAUGAUUACGAAUCUGACUAUUCAUCAGACAUACAAAAAAACAAUGACCCUUACCACCCUGAAGGGGUGUCAGCUCUUACUGACACCGAUUGGAUUGUUGAUUGUGCUAAUCCAACGGACGAUUCCACAGAUAAAUGAAUGGUUACGAUAUCGAUUACAACGUAAUCGUCAAAAUGCGUGAACUUAAUUGUACUUAUUUUGUACGUUACGGUAUUUUCGUAUUUUCUGCUCGUUAGAAUAACAAAGAAAUGCAAAC